Aptenodytes forsteri (emperor penguin) is the source of this 1176-nucleotide messenger RNA. It is a transcript of the gene CTCFL, whose product is annotated as CCCTC-binding factor like. NCBI's taxonomy places the organism in Eukaryota, Metazoa, Chordata, Aves, Sphenisciformes, Spheniscidae. Gene Ontology annotation, cellular component: nucleus. The transcript is spliced from 8 exons. Bases 184 to 1176 code for a protein of 330 amino acids. The record is from RefSeq and is a predicted model, not a curated record.
UGUGGUUUGUGCACGUUCACCUCACUCAGAUUAUCAAGUCUUAAUCGUCAUGUGAAAACCCAUUCUGAUGAGAAACGUCAUGUGUGUCACCUCUGCCUUAAGGCUUUUCGUACAGCUACUCUCCUGCAUAACCAUGUGAAUGUACAUACAGGGACCAGACCCUAUAAAUGUAGUGACUGUGAUAUGGCAUUUGUGACCAGUGGUGAGCUUUCACGACACAGGCGCUACAAGCAUACUUUAGAAAAACCUUUCAAGUGUUCAGUGUGUAAAUAUUCUAGUGUAGAAGCAAGCAAAAUGAAACGACAUAUUCGCUCACAUACAGGAGAGCGUCCUUAUGCCUGUGACCUUUGCAGUUAUGCUAGCAAAGAUGCAUAUAAACUGAAAAGGCACAUGAUAACUCAUUCAGGUGAAAAACCCUAUGAGUGUUAUGUUUGCCAGACCAAAUUCACUCAAAGUGGUACCAUGAAAAUCCAUAUGUUACAGAAGCAUGGAGAAAGUGUGCCAAAGUACCAGUGUCCACAUUGUAGUACCUUUAUUGCACGAAGAAGUGACUUGGGUGUCCACUUGCGAAAUCUGCAUUCCUACAUGGCAGUGGCAAUUAAAUGCAGUUACUGUGAAGCUGAUUUUCAUGAACGCUAUGCUCUUAUUCAGCACAAGAAGACUCAUAGAAAUGAAAAAAGAUUCAAAUGUGAUCAGUGCAGCUACGCAUGUAAGCAGGAGCGACGCUUAAUUGUACAUAAACGAACCCAUACUGGUGAGAAGCCCUUCACUUGCUUGUGCUGCAGUAAAAGCUUUCGACGGAAGCAGCUUCUCACUCUUCAUUUUAGGAAGCACCAUGAUUCUAAUAUUAAGCCUACAGUUUAUGAAUGCCCUAAAUGUGGUAAGGGCUAUUCACUCUGGAAUAAUAUGCAUAAGCAUGCUGAAAAUUGUGGAUUGGUGAGGGCAAAAACUGCUACACCCAGAAAAAGAAGCAAGGGCAAAAAUAAAACCCAUGAGAACCCAAAGCGUGUUAAGCAAGAAGUUGACCUGGAAUCGUUCCAAGAUGUCUCCACUGUGAAAAAUGAACAUUGUGCCAGUGAGAUUGUUCCUGUUUUAGAUGGAAUAGAAACAGCAACUCCGAGAGAACAGAAAACAGAAAUGACUUGUGAAAUGAUUCUCAACAUGAUGGACAAAUAA